AUGCUGGCGAUCAGCUUCGCGCGCCGCGACAAGGCGCAGGCGAGUGCGAUCCUGUCCGAUGCCCUUGUGAUUGCGCUUGGACUGGGCGUGGCUCUGGCGGUUGCCAUGUACUUCUAUGCGCCCCCCGCUCUGCAGAGCAUCGCCGGCCAGGCAUCUGCCGCUGUCGUCGAGCCAGCCGUGACCUAUGUCCGCAUCAGGUGCCUGGGCCUGCCGGCGGCGCUGGUGAUAUUUGUGGUGCAGGCGUUCUUCCUGGCAGCCAUGGACCCCAUGACGCCGCUGCUAGCUGCCAGCCUGGCGGGUAUCGCCAACCUGGCAGGCGACAUCCUGCUCGUCUGCGGCUUCGGCUGGGGCAUCGCCGGCGCAUCCCUCGCCACAGCCGUCGCUCAGAUCCUGACGGCGGGAGUGCUGCUGUGGGCGCUGUACCGGCCGCUAGGAAAGCGGUCGCUGUUCCCCGGCUGGCGCGCGGACGUGCGAUGGCGGCUGCCCACGCUGCAGUCCGCCGUCAACUUUGUGGCUUACGCUGGGCCCAUCGCCGGCGUGCUCAUCACCAAAGUCAUCAUCUACGGUGUGAUGACAACAGUGGCAUCAUACUUGGGCCCUGUGACUGUGGGCGCGCACCACGUGGUGCAGAGCACCUACAUGUUCUUCUGCACCUGCGGCGACGCCGUGUCUCAGGCUGCGCAGUCCUUCCUGCCCGGAGUGGUGGGCAGGCCCAAGGCGGCACAGAACUUGGGCAAGCAGCUCAUGACGACUGGCUUCAUCGUGGGCACCUUCAACAGCAUCUGCGCAGGACUGGUGGUGGUAUUUUUGCCGGCGCUGUUCACAAACAGCGCGGAGGUGGUGGCCAUGAUGGGAAGCUUCCUGCCCUUCAUGUGCGUCGCUCUGCUCAUCCACACCGCCUCCAUGGCCACAGAGGGCAUGCUCCUGGCAGGGCGCGACCUGAACUUCCUGCUGUGGUCCUACGUGGCGAACAUGGCAACGGUGCUGGGGGCACUGGCGGCGCUGCACCACGGCCCCUGGCCGCUGAACGGGCUGGGCCUCUGGUGGUGCCUGCUGCAGUUCCAGCUCUUCCGCCUGAUCGUGAACGGCAUCCGCCUGCUGACUCAGCGCAGCCCCCUGCGAUCCACCCAGGCCCUGCAGGAGGUCAUGGCCUGAUCAGGCCGCCAUGGCUCCAGGCAGGGGUGCAUCUCACCUGGUGCUAGUAACCCCUGGUAGAGAGGGGUUAGCAAUCUAUUUGAUCAGCCUACCAUGGCUCCACUGCAAGUGCUGUGCCAGGGCUGUCUCUGCACAACCCUCUGGUGUGCUCUCAGGAGGUGACAGCAGGCCAUGGCCUGACCAGGUUGCUACAGGUAUCGCUAGGAGAGGUGUAUCUGAGUGAACCCCCUGGUGCCCUUGCAAGAGGCGUACGCAUUUCAUGUGGGCUGGCUACCAUGGCUGCAAGGCAGGGUGACGUGGCAGGGCUGUCUU
Messenger RNA from Coccomyxa subellipsoidea C-169, 1467 nucleotides. RefSeq lists its product as hypothetical. The coding region runs from base 1 to 1155 and encodes 384 amino acids. Lineage: Eukaryota; Viridiplantae; Chlorophyta; Trebouxiophyceae; Coccomyxaceae. Gene Ontology annotation, cellular component: membrane. The transcript is spliced from 7 exons. The record is from RefSeq and is a predicted model, not a curated record. Gene Ontology annotation, biological process: transmembrane transport. Gene Ontology annotation, molecular function: antiporter activity; xenobiotic transmembrane transporter activity.